AUCUAAGGUAAGCAUCGAAACGCCUUAACACUGUGCUGGAUAACCAUCCAAGUUAGCACUUUAGCGGGGUUAAGCUGUUCCUGAAUUCCCCAUCUUUUCCUGUCAGCCUGGACCAACCGUAACCAACGUCAUUUAGAUUGCGUUAAGCUGCAUAACACGCAACCAUCUAUAAUCUAUCAGUCCCACUACUCUCCUUACCUAAGGUGUAUUCAGCCUCCCCCGGACUGCUUUGCCAGAUCCCAUCUGAGGCCCCUCGGCAGGAACCGUCUUGUCGAUUUGAAUCUAGACCUUUCAAUCCAGACAACAUCUACGAUAGCCAACCCCCAAGAUGGAGAGUCUCAAAUCACUCUUCGUUAAACCAGACCCCAAUGCCCAGAUGCGAAAAUGCAACGCCUUAAUACGAUCCAACAUCCGUAAGCUCGAUCGAGACAUCAACCAGGUCAAGCAAGUCGAGAUCAAGACCAAGAACCUUAUCGUCCAAGCGGACCGACGAUCCCAACGGAACCCACAACAAGCAAAGCAGGCGCAACGAGAAGUGCGCGACUUCGCCAAGGAGUUGAUUCGGGCGCGGCGCACGUCGGCGAGGCUAGUGACGUCCAAGGCGCAGCUGAACAGCGUGCAGAUGCAGGUGAACGAGGCGUUCGCGGUGCGCAAGAUCGAGGGCAGCAUCCGGGCCAGCGUAGGCGUCAUGAAGGAUGUCAACAGCCUGAUCCGGCUACCGCAACUGGCAGGAACCAUGCGCGAGCUGUCCCUCGAACUUAUGAAGGCCGGUGUCAUCGAGGAGAUGGUCGGUGAGAAUCUACCCGUGGACGAUAUGCUGGAAGACGAAGAGGAAGAAGCCGAAGGCGAGGUCGAUAAAGUACUGGGAGAGAUCCUUAAGGGCCGUAUGGAGAAGGCGGGCGCGACGCCCAGCGCACCGCUGCCAUCUCACCCCCAAGAACAACCUGUCCAGCUAGAGGAAGAGGAAGAGGAUCCGGAAGCUAUGAUGGACCAGAUGAGGAACAGAUUGGAAGCUCUCAGGAGCUAGAACUUGGAUUUUUCUUUUUUGCGUCCAUCCUUGGGAAGUCGUUCAGUUAUAUUUUGUAUUGGCGUUAUGGUGUAGCAUUCCUGGGCGACGACCAUUCGCCUUCAAUGUCUGGUUGGGUAGAGAUUAUAACAUUAUUGUUUGGGUCGAUGUCUAUUCUAGACUGCCUGGUAUGCAUUAGUCAACGUGUAGACCAUUUAUAUAUCUCAUUUUGCUUUAACAAACAGGUCUAUACAUGAACUAUCUUGUAAGGUAGUUUCUUAUCUCCUAUAUAGCUAAAGCCCCUUCAUUAUUAAGGUGCUAAACAACUGAAC
This is a messenger RNA of Daldinia decipiens, 1338 nucleotides long. RefSeq lists its product as uncharacterized. The transcript is spliced from 3 exons. Bases 329 to 1027 code for a protein of 232 amino acids. The record is from RefSeq and is a predicted model, not a curated record. Gene Ontology annotation, cellular component: multivesicular body; ESCRT III complex. Gene Ontology annotation, biological process: protein transport; late endosome to vacuole transport; endosome transport via multivesicular body sorting pathway. NCBI's taxonomy places the organism in Eukaryota, Fungi, Ascomycota, Sordariomycetes, Xylariales, Hypoxylaceae.